Molecule: messenger RNA, 518 nt
Organism: Capsaspora owczarzaki ATCC 30864
Lineage: Eukaryota; Filasterea; Ministeriida; Capsasporidae
Product: defender against apoptotic cell death 1
Exons: 2
Coding region: 71-412 (113 amino acids)
Biological process (GO): protein N-linked glycosylation
Cellular component (GO): oligosaccharyltransferase complex; membrane
Source: RefSeq, a predicted model, not a curated record
UGCUACCUCACCUUAGUCCUGUCUGAGAUCAUUUUCGGCGCCCAGUCUCCUUCUUUUGAGUAGUUCAACCAUGAGCAAUCCAAACAGCAUUGGGAACGUUGUCGCUGUGCUCGCCAAGCGGUACACUGCCGACACGCCGCAGCUGAUCAAGGUCAUCGACGCAUACCUUGUCUACAUUAUGCUGACUGGCAUUGCGCAGUUUGUCUACUGUGCGCUGGUCGGCACGUUCCCCUUCAACGCCUUCCUCGCUGGCUUCAUCUCGACGAUUGGCAGCUUUGUCCUCGCAGUCGGCCUUCGUCUGCAAGUCAACCCUAAGAACGGAUUUGAGAACAUUUCGCGGGAACGCUCGUUUGCAGACUUUCUCUUCUGCCAUGUCGUUCUGCACUUUGUUGUGAUGAACUUCCUCGGCUGAACAACCAACCAACAAGGGGCUAUUAUGAAUAAAAAACACACUGAAGUUACAAGCUAUUUACAGCUCAAAAGUGGAUGAUUGUCUCGAAGUUGACAAUGAAUCUGAG